UAUCGCGCCGCGAGUUUAUGUGAGUCAUUUCCAAUUAUUUAUUUUGCAGAUCAAAAUAAUUUCGUGAAAUUGUUUAACAUUUAUCCUUUGUAGAUUAAAAGUGACUUUAAUUUACUAUUUAAGAUUUAUCUGGAUAGGUACCUAUUCAGGUGAAGCCGCAAAAGUAGGUACCGGUGAAAAGGUACCUACUGCCGAGAGAUGACUUACUUACCGAUCACACUGGCGGGCAAUAACCUCGGUGAACGCCAUCGCCACCUCAACUCGUUGGUAAACGAUGCUUAUGUGAAGAAAGUACCAUUUCAAUCAAUAAAGAAUGCUCCUGAGUCAUCAGCCGUGGACAGAUUAUUCAAGAUUGAUCUGGCAUCCAAACUUCGUCAAACAAACUAUAUUUUCUCAAACCUAAAAGAUACUGAUAUGCUCUAUGUCAGCAGAGCGCUCCAAUUAUGGUUAUUAGAACCUCAAUACCAGGACGUCAUGAAUCCUUCGUAUUUAGAAUCUUUGCUGUAUCCAGAUAUGACAACAACAGCCGUAAAUAAAAUGAACAACUGGCUGCAUGUUCAUUUGAAAGAUCCUGCAAGGUGUCUUGAGUUCUUUCAAUAUUAUUCGGGGAAAAACUUUGAUUUAGCAUUGAAAUUUCUUUGGAAUUGUCCCGAAAACGUUAUAGCUGAUACGAUUGCAAAAUCACCGAAAAAGAUAACACCGAAACGUAUGAUGUUACUUUGCGAAAAGUGCCCGCGAGCUGUGCGCACUUUCUAUGAAGCAAUGUCGAAGGACAAAGAUCUCGUUGACGAAUAUUUACAUUAUGAAGGUAAUUACUUCCGCUGUCUUUCAAAUCUGAUCAACACAGAUUCUGACUUGCUAUUAGACAUUGCUGAAAAGUAUUAUAACUCAAAUUGUUGUAACCCCUUCAGUUCUGCGCUCACUCGGGUGGUUAUGAGCAAGCAUAAGGAUCGAUAUAUUAAGAAACCUGAACUGUAUGCAGCUUGGCUCCUUCACACGCCAACAUUAGCAAAGUUUUUGAACAAUGAUGAAAUUAAAGAUAUUGUACUCAGACUAGCCAGAGCAGAGUACCUCGGCUCAUAUUUUUUUACAUACAAACGUGUAGAGCCGCUGAUCAAACGACUCAGUUGGGAGGAAAGAGAAGCCUUUAAAAAGCUGGUAUUUGUUGAUAAGUGCGUUAGUAACAAAGUUAAAGAUUGGCCUUAUCCUCCUCCGAAGUCACCAUUUGUACGAAGUGAUUUAGGCCAUCAUGUUUUUGAAGACAAUAAGUUUGAACCCUAUGGCGGUGGCAAUAUCGUGCCAAUGUCGCUGUCUUUUAGAUGCGGUUUUAUGAAACGGGGUUGCAGAUUGAAACAAUCACUACAUAAGGUCGAAACACUUUUAGACAAGCUUUUUAAUAAAUAUAGGUGCAUUAACUUCAAAAAUACAUUUACUGAGUUGAGCAAACAGAUACCUGCAGAAAGUUCUGUCCAAAUGCGAGAGUACAUGAUGCUUGUAUUGGUCAGCAAGACUGGAGGUCGCGUGGAGUAUGUGAAAGAGGUUUUGGAGUUGCUUUCAACGAAACACAAUAAUGAAGCUGAUAAUUUCCGUGCCACCAUUGUGCGAAGUUUGGUGAAACGAGCUAAUGUCUGGCGCCUGCCGAACGAUAUCUGGCAGCUACUUAUAAGAUUUGCACACGGCCUCGGCUUAGAUGGCGAGUAUUCUUCCGAAAAAUGUUAUGAGGGUCUGCACGCUGUUGUACUCCGAAAUGUUUUAUUAGAUGAAGAAUGCUCGCCUAAAGUAUUAUCUGCAUUUAUUGAUGAAUUUUCAACCUUUUCUGAAUAUAACUUAAAUGAAGACGAGAAACGUAGUGUUGUUAACAAACUACCAUUUAUGCUUCUUGCGUCCGCGAAAGAACAAACCGAUAUCAAUAAAGCCAUAGUAAGGCUGCAAGCAGUAAUGAAUGUUUUGAAAGAUUAUAAAUUAAAAAUUAAUCACUGCCCUGAACUUCUUCCUCUUGUUACCAAGUUAGCGCGUCAGGACACCGAAGCUUGUGUUAUGUUAUUGCAACAAUUAUACUACGCAAAAAUAGCCAGAAAAGAUUUAUGUCGUGAAAACUUCACGUUUUUACAGAGAAAUGCGUCGUAUUUGAAUGUCUUACGACAUGACUCCGAAAUACUUAAAAAUACAGAUAAGUUCGAUGAAUUAGUAAAUAAAAAACUUGACCACGACAUUUUUCUUCGCAAAUUGGCUAUAUAUUUUUCUGAAAAUCAAGGUUUAGCUCAGCAUUAUCUAAGUAAAAUAGAUAAGGAAAUUGCAAAAGAUCCACGAGCAGACCUUAGUCGUUCCUUCGCGAUAUUAGCUGGUUCGACGCUCUUAAAACGAUUGCAAGAAGUAGAUAGUAUUGAUGAAAAAACUACAGAACAGAAGCGAUUAGCGGCAGCUUUAAGAGCUUACGGACAUUUAGCAAGACCGCAACUAGACUUGAAUGUUUUGGGUUGGCGUAAGGCUGGGGUUAAAGCGGUGGCAAAUCAAAUAUCCAUCUGUAGUAUUAAUAAAGUAGACGAAAACAUAAAAUUGUUAUGUGAUUGGCCACGUGCUGCUAGGCUUUCAUAUUUACUAGCAGAGAGGAUUGGGAGAGAAGUAGAAGUUCUUGCAAGAGUCGCGCGUUCAAGACCUACUGUCGCAAUUAAAAUAAUAAUACGUCACCUGAGGCGACGAGGUGAAACGUUUGAUCAAAAGAUUUGGGAAACGGGGAAAGAUGUUUUGGAACACAGUGAUUUAUCACAACCCAAACACUCACAUAUAAGAGAUAGGCUUUUUGAACUAAAGAAUUUUCCAGAAAGUAUCAGAGCGGAUUACGGAGCGAUCGUGUACAAAGUACUCCGAAAGGUCUCGCAAGAAGAAAGAGUACGAAUUCUGUCUGAAAUCGAGGAUUAUUUAACAAAAGCGGAUGAAAAAUUCUUUAUCGAUUUGAUACAAGAAUUUUUGGAUAACGAGCUGACAUUUGAAAAGGCUCAAAACACCAAAUAUCCCUACAGUGUUAAAAAUUGUCUAAUUAUCCGGAUUAUUGCGAAGUAUUUAUUGUUGUGUAAGAGUGAAGAUAUUCAAAAGCAACGAUUUGAAACUAUCGGUAGGAGGUUUUUGAGCCUCAUGAAGACUUUCUUUGAUGAAGCAAAUAAUGAUGCAAAAUCAAAGGACACGUUUCUUAAUUACUGGAAAAGCUUUAUGUAUAGUUUGAAAUACACAGAUGUGUUUAUGGAUACGGCUUACGUUUCAUGCUUGCCUGUGCUGCAGCAUAUUGUAGAAUGGCUAAAAGACACUAUGCCCAUCGUAGAAUAUGUGGACAGUUACAUCACGAUGCAUCUUAUUAUGUUAUAUUACAAAGCAAUCAGACAGAGUAUUAAACAGAACCCAUUGAUUUUCUCAGAUAAAACCAAAACAAAAGAUAUUGGAGUGGACAUUGUCAGCUUUAUUUACGGCAAAUAUAUAACUCAUGAAGUGAUACAAUUAAAAGCCGAAUAUUUCGAGUCGAUUGUAGAAAUUUACGCCAAAGUAUUGAUAGAUUAUUUUUCAGCUGCUUUCCAUGCAGGCAAAAGCUUUGGGAGGUUUGUGUCUGGCUUGAUAAAAGGAAUGUUGGAAGAAAAAGAUAGCACCACUAUAUUAUUGGCUGAAAAGGUAUUCUUAGAAUACAUGUAUUCUUUAAAUCAACUGAAAGAUGAUAAAAUAUUAGAACUUCUGAAAGCAAAUGACGAUAAACAGCUGAAAUUCUUUUUGAGUGCUGAUUUUGAAGAUAAUAUAUUCGACGAAUGUUAUUAAUGCGAUAGAGAUAUCAACGAAAGGAGAGAGGAAAAGGAUAGAUUAGGAAUGAACUUUAGUAUUCUUGCAAGAAAAAAUAUUAUUUACAUAAGAUUUGGCAGAAGAAAGUAGUAGGUACAUCGAGAAGGGUACAUCAGUAGCUGGGUAACCAAAUACUAUAAAGACCAUAAAAAAAGCGGACGUAUGUUCCUCAUGACAAUAAAAUUUGUAAGUUGUAACACAGAAAGGGAUCUGAAGGGAUUGGACACUGUUAUUUCUUAAUGAUUUUAAUUGCGGUCUUUGAGCUUUGUUGUGUUCUAAUCAAAUGUAUUGAAAAUAAUAUAUUUCUUGUUAUUUUCCCUUUUGGGUCUCUUUUUUUUGGUAACCAACCCCUUGUUAUUGAGAAACUUGUUAAGUAACUGUGUGCAAUAACAAUAAAAUUUUAAAAAUUAUAGCUAUUGUAAAAUAUUUAAAUUCAUCGAAGUGUCUAUAACUGUGUUUGCAAUUAUGUACCUCAAGUACAGGGUGUCACAAAACGGAUGUUUUACACCUGCCUACAAAAGUUCUCUGAGUACAAUAUUACACAAAAAGUACAUUUCCAUUAUAUAUACAUGUCGACAAUAAUUACGUACAUUUGCUAUUAAACCUCUUUAAACUGCAUAAGGUAUUUAUAAAAGUUUAAAAAAUACUGUUAUAAAAGUUUAUCUAUAGUGAGAAACUGUUUGUUAUACUAUAAGUCUAUAUAGAUUGCUUGAUACAGCCGAAACUAGCAUAGUUAAAUAAACCACGUAGAACGCGCUUGUGCCUUUGGAUAAUAAAAAUAAAACCAUUUUAAUGCAACAUUUUAUUACAAGAUAACUUACAUCAAGCGGUUAAAUUAAUAACAAAAUAAUACAACGUAUAAUAAGUGCAGACGACAGCCAUGUCAUACAAAUGUAUGAAGACUUAUUUCAUUUGGUAGGUUCAAUUUUCGAGGUGCCACUGCGCUAAUUUGUUUCCAUUUUUAAAAUAUUAUCAUCGCGUUAUAUAUAACACAAGUCUCGAACUUCCAUCGAGGCUAACUCAUUGUGUGUGAUUUGAUUUAUUUUUUUAUGGGAUGAAGAAAAUUUAUAGUUUUCAAUAGAUAAAUACGAAAUAAAUGCAGAUCGUUAGAGAAACCAUGUGAAAAUGAUCUUUUUUCAUACGUGUUGAAUAGAGUCUGAAUUUAAGGCAACAUAAGUGUAAAAUUAAUGUAUUAAUCUGUAUUAGGAUCAAAAAUGUUCAGAUUUCAUUCAUUUAGGGCUUAUAUUCAUUGGACAUGUUUCAAAAGAUAUGAAUUUCUUUAAUUUGAUACAACAUCGACUAAAUUUAUGCGCAGUGGACUAAAAAUAAAUAUAAUAACGCUGUUAUCAUAUUUCAUGAUGGAUUGUUCUAGAAUUUACUGCUUUGAAGCUAAGUGUACAUUAUGUUAAAGUUUACAAUUUUAUUUUUGUUUUUGUUAUAAAUAUAUGCUUUUCACUGUAAUUUAUUGUGUUUUAUUUCAUACGAAAUUAAGACACUUUUGAAGUAUU
This is a messenger RNA of Amyelois transitella, 5327 nucleotides long. RefSeq lists its product as uncharacterized. Bases 199 to 3798 code for a protein of 1199 amino acids. The transcript is spliced from 2 exons. Lineage: Eukaryota; Metazoa; Arthropoda; Insecta; Lepidoptera; Pyralidae. The record is from RefSeq and is a predicted model, not a curated record.